UUAAACGCGCAGUUCGCCGGGCAACCUGCAGUCGGCCGCCGCGGGGAGAUCAGUGCACCGGAGUCAUGAAGAGGAGCCGGGAUUUCAGCUCCUCCGACAGCGAGCUGGAUGAAAGCACGGAGAUCGAUAAAGAGAGCGCCGAUGAGCGGGGGUCAGGCACCGAUCCUACGGACGCUGCGCGGCUCCGCCAGUCCGUCCGCUGUGUCGCAGCUGCAAGCGAGAAAGCGCCGCAGAGGGAUUAUCGAGAAGCGGCGGCGUGAUCGCAUCAACCACAGCCUGUCUGAGCUCCGCAGGCUGGUGCCCAGUGCUUUCGAGAAGCAGGGCUCAGCAAAACUGGAAAAGGCUGAGAUUCUGCAAAUGACUGUAGAUCACCUGAAGAUGCUGCAUACUGUGGGUGGCAAAGGCUAUCUUGAUGCCCAUGCACUGGCCAUGGAUUACCGUGGCCUGGGCUUCCGCGAGUGUCUGGCAGAGACAGCCCGUUACCUGAGCAUCAUCGAGGGCCUGGAGAGCACCGACCCGCUGCGGGUCCGCCUGGUAUCCCACCUCAGCAGCUAUGCUUCCCAGCGAGAGGCACACACAGGACUGGGACACGUGGCUUGGGGCUCUGCGUUCAACACGCCGUCGGCACACUUGCAACAUCGGCUCCUCCAGCAGGGGGCGGCACCCUCGCGCAGUACAAACGGCUCAUCUUCCGUUGAGAACCAGGCUCCCAGCAGGCUCACCAGCACAGCACGUGAUGAACCGGGCCACGGGCCUCUGAGAGUGCCCCCUAGUGGCACCAUAGCUCCGCUGCUUCCCGUCACUAUCAAGCUGUCCCCUCCGCUUCUGUCUUCCUUGUCCACAUCUACGUUUCCGUUUUCCUUCAGUUCCUUUCCCCUCAUCACCACAGAGGCGCUCAGUCCCUCCGCCACCUCCUCCACCCUGGGGAAGCCCUACCGGCCAUGGAGCAUGGAGAUAGGAGCCUUCUGAAGUUUCCUUCUGGACUAGAGCACCAGCUGAGCUGGAUCUCCAUGAACACAGUUUCAAAAAUGGCCAGUUGUUUCCAUUACAGUGUUGGUCUUGUAGAGAGAUAUACAGUUAUUUUAUAAAAUUACCCUUUCAGAAUUUAAAUUUCUGGGAAGAACAGAAUUUAUGUCGACCCUAAAUUGGUUUGUGUAUGGUGGGGGGGGGGGGGGUGCGAAAUGCUACAACCCCUUUCGUUUGAAUGGUUAUAAUGGUUACUGAUGUCUGUAAAGUCACAGUUAAAGCGAUACCUUUGUCUGAGUGCAUGGGCCAAGGUGUCGAUCCUCAUAUGUGUUGUGCUUAUACACAUUACAGUAGACUGGAAAAAAGUUAGAUCAAGUGUUUUAAAGAAAUCAUCGACACAAGAAACAUGGAAAGACCUGAAGAUAGGAAACACAGACGGUCAAAAGCAGUCUGUCACUGUAGGCACCCUCAGAUGACACAUUGCUGUGCAGUCCUGCCUUUUAAAAAAAUGUGUUGGUUCCCUCAUUGAAUUCUUUUCUUCGGCAAAAUUACCGGGAUGGUUUGCUACCUACAUGGUGGCUGCCAGCUGGGCCGUCAGAUUUUAUGCCUUUAAAAUGAGCUUUUCGUUUUUGAAUUGUUACCACAUGCAGGUCUGAGAUUUGCAACAUUUAUGCGUUCUUUGUCUUUCUAAACAUAAAUAAAAUGACAGCAAAAAAAAAAACC
Messenger RNA from Brienomyrus brachyistius, 1689 nucleotides. Its product is annotated as hairy/enhancer-of-split related with YRPW motif protein 1-like. The record is from RefSeq and is a predicted model, not a curated record. Gene Ontology annotation, molecular function: RNA polymerase II cis-regulatory region sequence-specific DNA binding; DNA-binding transcription factor activity, RNA polymerase II-specific; protein dimerization activity. Lineage: Eukaryota; Metazoa; Chordata; Actinopteri; Osteoglossiformes; Mormyridae. Gene Ontology annotation, cellular component: nucleus. Bases 109 to 969 code for a protein of 286 amino acids. Gene Ontology annotation, biological process: regulation of transcription by RNA polymerase II; regulation of neurogenesis; anterior/posterior pattern specification. The transcript is spliced from 5 exons.